This is a messenger RNA of Musa acuminata subsp. malaccensis (wild Malaysian banana), 3101 nucleotides long. Its product is annotated as receptor-like protein EIX1. Gene Ontology annotation, molecular function: protein binding. Lineage: Eukaryota; Viridiplantae; Streptophyta; Magnoliopsida; Zingiberales; Musaceae. The record is from RefSeq and is a predicted model, not a curated record.
ACCCAAUUCCUUGCGGGUGAUAUGGAGAGGAGAUGCCCUCUUCUUUCUAUCAUAUGCUUUCUUACAGUGCUGAGCGUUCAGCUUGCGAUUUCUCAUGCUUCCACCACCGUCCUCUGCCAGGAGGCAGAGAGGCAAGCCCUGAUCCAGUUCAAGCGAGGAUUCUAUGAUCCUUCCGGUCGUCUCUCUUCCUGGGUCGGGAAGGAGUGCUGUAUGUGGGAAGGCGUCGGCUGCAGCAACGUCACCGGCCGUGUUAUCAAGCUCGACCUUCGGAAUGCACGCGUCAAUUUAUUUUCUGAUUGCUCUGACAAUUUUGACUACUGGUAUGGUGAUAGUAAAGGAUGCAAAUGGACAUUAUACGGUGACAUAAGCCCGUCGCUGCUCUCUCUCCCACACCUUCAACACCUGGACCUUAGCGGCAACGUCUUUGAACGUCGCCGAAUUCCCGAGUUCUUGGGAUCCUUGAGGAGACUAAGGUAUCUAAAUCUCUCGAGCGUAGGCGUCGCCGGCAGAGUACCCGAGCGGCUCGGAAAUCUCUCCACCUUGCGCCACCUCGAUCUUUCUUACAAUUUUUAUGGCCUUCUCAAAUUGUACGUUGAAGACCCUGGAUGGCUCUCUCGUCUCACUUCCCUUCGUCUCCUCAACAUGAGCUGGGUCAGCUUUCGAAAUGCAUCCAAUUGGUUACAAGCAUUUAAUGCACUCCCUCACAUUCAAGCGGUAGAAUUGAAGUCGUGUGACUUGGGGACCUUUCCUCCUUCCCUGCCUCUUGUCAACUUCACAUCUCUCACUACUCUUGAUUUAGGAUACAACAACAUCAACUCUACCAUACCAGAUUGGCUUUUCAACAUAACCAGCCUCGACUUCCUUUAUCUUGGUGGGAAUGACCUGAACUGGCUCAUUCCUGAGUCCAUCGCGAAGUUGACGUCGCUCAAGGCACUCGACUUGUCUCAGAAUACCUUCCAUGACGGCUUCAUUCCAGCAGCACUGUCCAGCCUCUGCAGGCUCCAAUUUCUUUAUCUAAUAGAUGUGCCUAUCAAUGAUACACUGGCUAAUCUAGAAGUAAUUUUCUCCGGAUGUCUUAUGUCUAGCUUGCAGGAACUGUACCUCAGACACAGCCAGCUGAGUGGUACCUUGCCGGACUGGUUAGGAAACAUGGAGAAUCUCAAAUCUCUUGAUCUUUCCUCCAACUUCCUCUACGGAUCACUGCCUGCGUCGCUUGGAAAUCUGUCGAUGCUGCAAACUUUGGAUGUAAGUUCUAAUGAUUUGAAUGGGUCGAUUCCGGAUGGCAUCGGGCAGAUGAAGAGCCUUGUCUCUUUGUUUCUGACUGACAAUUCGUUGAGAUUGUCUCAAGUCCACUUGGCCAAUCUAUCAAAUUUGAAGGAUUUGGACAUUUCGUACAACUCGUUUGUCUUGGAAGAAGGCAAUGACUGGAUCCCCCCUUUUAAGCUUAAUACUCUUUCGAUGCAACUCUGUGAGAUAGUGCCAAGACCCCAGUUUCCGAAAUGGCUUCGAACACAGACAGCUCUUACGUAUUUAGAUUUAGCUGGCGCAGGCAUCCAAGGCGCUAUUCCUAACUGGCUUCCUCCCAGUCUCGAGCAACUGGACCUCUCCUAUAAUGGCAUCACCGGAGGCAUGCCACAAUAUCUUCCAAACUUAAGUUUUUUGGGUCUCUCAAAUAAUCGGGUGUCAGGGCCCCUUCCCUCGACAAUCGCAGACACCAUGCCGGCAAUACAGUUUCUCUACUUAUCUACGAAUAAUCUGAGUGGGAUCCUCCCUCUUUCCCUUUGUCGAAAUAAGUUUCUGUACGUGCUUCGACUUGCCCAGAACAAUCUGUCGGGAGAUCUUCCUAAUUGCUGGAAAAAUUCCUCAAUCCUAGUUGUCAUGGAUCUAUCAAACAACACUUUACAAGGGGGGAUUCCACACUCAAUCUGCAAUUUGAAAAAGCUACAGUCGCUUCACCUGAGCAACAACAAUCUAUCGGGUCAGAUGCCUCUUUGUUUAAAGAGUCUCACAGAACUGGAAACUCUUGAUCUCGGCUACAACAGCUUCGUUGGAGAUGUACCGCCCGGGAUCGGAGAAAACCUACUGAACCUAAAGACGCUCAGCUUACGCUCAAAUGCCUUCACCGGCAGUAUUCCUCGCUUUUCUCAUAUAGCAUCUCUUCAAAUCUUGGAUCUUUCGAACAACAAUCUAUCUGGAACUAUCCCUCGGAGCUUCGGCAACUUCCCUGCCAUGAAACUCUCUCCUCAAAAGGGCGACUAUGAUAUCGGAGGUGCGGCAGAAAAUAUGUGGCUAUUUGUCAAAGGAAUCGAAUCCGAGUACAGCAGCCUACUGCCGCUCGUCACUAUGAUCGAUCUCUCCAACAAUGGCUUGUCAGGAAGUAUCCCCGAGGAGUUAGGAAAUCUACAAAGUCUUCAGACCUUAAAUCUAUCUUGGAAUUAUCUGACGGGAGAGAUACCAAACAAUAUCAAGGGAAUGCAACAACUAGAAACUCUGGAUCUAUCAAGAAAUAAUCUCUCAGGUUCAAUUCCUUCAACCUUGGCCACCUUGAAUUUUUUGAACCAUUUGAACCUGUCAUAUAAUAAUCUUUCAGGCAGAAUUCCCACCGGUAACCAAUUGCAGACUUUUACUGAUCCAUCUAUAUAUGCCGGUAACCCAAAUCUUUGUGGCCCUCCUCUUACCAAAAGCUGUCCAAAGGACAUAUCCAUCGAUGACAAAGAAAAGCAAAGCGAAGAUCUUGACAGCAGAACCGAAACUGUUUGGGAGUACGCCAGCAUCACGCUGGGAUUUAUCGUAGGAUUUUGGACGAUUUGUGGAACCCUACUAUUGCAAUGGAGAUGGAGGAUUGCUUACUUCCGCGCCAUCGAUAACAUGUCCGAUAGGCUCUACGUGGUGACGGUAUUGAACAUGGCAAAGCUCAGAAGGAAGCUACGAGGAAGUGGUCAAGAUGGGUGAUCCGAUAUAAGCACUACGGCUUGGGUAACAUCAAGAAUCAAGUACCUGAUAGAGGCAUGUUUACAGGUUUUCUAGUUAUCUGCAGUUGUAUCUUCUACAUGUGUGUCCUUUCACGAUAAUAAGACCGCUUUAGCUUUUAUGUCAACCAA